Lodderomyces theae is the source of this 1089-nucleotide messenger RNA. It is a transcript of the gene HGH1, whose product is annotated as Hgh1p. The transcript has a single exon. The coding region runs from base 1 to 1089 and encodes 362 amino acids. The record is from RefSeq and is a predicted model, not a curated record. NCBI's taxonomy places the organism in Eukaryota, Fungi, Ascomycota, Pichiomycetes, Serinales, Debaryomycetaceae.
AUGCCUACAGAACUUGAAGAAUUGGUUGGGUUUCUACACUCACCACAACCAGCGGUUGUGCAAAUUGCUUUAGAUAACCUUGUGGGAUUUUCCACUGGUGCUCAUCAACAAGUAUUCGCUUAUGACAAUUAUGAGGCAAUAAAGGAUCUCAAGAAAUUGAGUCAAACCAAUAGCAAGACUUUAGUUAGACAAUCCGUCACCAUUCUUGCUAACUUGUGUGACGAUAUAACAAUGAGAAACUUGAUUGUUGAAGAUACGAAAUAUUUGCAAUUUUUGGUACUCAAGAUUGUCAACCUUGAGAACUCCAAUGCUGAUAUCAUGUGUAUCCUCUUGAACAACUUGGCCAAAAACGAUGCCGUUAACAAGAUCUUUGAGAUUGAAGUUGAACUCAACGAUUCUCAAAAGAAAGUGUUUAAUUCAACCAAGGCCAUUGAUUGUUUAAUGGACUGUUUUGUCAAGGGGAACGAUUACAAAUUAAACACACAGGCCAAUUUCGAUUAUCUUGCGUACUUUUUUGCCGACUUGUCGAGGUUUCAACAAGGACGUUCGUACUUUAUCACUGAGCAGACUUAUGACAAUGUUGUUCCUAUAUCAAAAUUGCUUGUUUUUACAGAGAAAUACGACGACAAGAUCAGAAGAGAAGGAGUGGCAUUCACAAUAAAGAAUUCUUUGUUUGACACCAAUGCACACAUGAAGUUGUUGACAGACUCCAAAAUCAACAUACUACCGUUCCUUCUUUUGCCAUUGGCAGGCCCCGAGGAAAUCGACGAAGAAGAGGUGUUUGAUUUGCCUGACGAGUUGCAAUUGUUGCCACCAGAUAAAACAAGAGAGCCCUUGUCUGGUAUUCAAUGUACACAUUUAGAAUCCUUGCUUUUGUUAUGUACAACUAAGCCGGCAAGAAUGUAUUUCAGAGAAAAGAGGGUUUACUCUAUCAUUAGAGAAUUGGAUAAAGCAAGUCAAGACGAAAACGUGAAGGAUUUGUGUAACAGAAUUGUUCAAUUAUUGCAAAGGGACGAGGCUCCUGACUCUACUGAGAUUGAAGAGCUUGAAAGCGACGAAGAUGAUGAUAAGAUUGUUGAAAUUGUAUAA